Molecule: messenger RNA, 972 nt
Organism: Ipomoea triloba (trilobed morning glory)
Lineage: Eukaryota; Viridiplantae; Streptophyta; Magnoliopsida; Solanales; Convolvulaceae
Exons: 6
Coding region: 1-972 (323 amino acids)
Source: RefSeq, a predicted model, not a curated record
AUGAGAGUAAUUAUAAUUCUUUUUGCUCUUUUGGCUUUUGUUAUCAACUUUAGCUAUGGCAACAAUGUUGGUAGUUGGGGAAAAUCGAAAGGAUACAAGAGCAGUUCAAUUAUUACUCGUCUAAAGACCAUUCAUGGUGAUAUUUAUAAUUGUGUGAACAUAUAUAAACAACCUGGUAUGAACCAUCCAACAAUGGCAACAGAAAGAAUUAAGUUUGCGGGACUUUUAAUUGGGAAUGCUCCUUCUGAAAGAUUUACUGGUGCUAAAGCUACAAUGACUAUAUGGAAUCCAACACUACGAGGGGAAAAUCAAUAUAGUUCGGCUUCUUUGUAUGUGGAGGAUGGAGAUAAUCAAAUAAGAGUUGGAUGGAUUGUACACCCUGCAUUAUAUGGUGAUUCGCGCACUCGACUAUUUAGUAGAUGGACAAGUGACAACUAUGGAAAAACUGGAUGUUAUAUCAAUCAUUGUCCAGGAUUUGUGAUGACAUCUAACGUUGUGUCACUUGAUUAUGCUUUUCCCAAUAUGUCUGUAUUGCGUGGAGAACAAUUUGACGUGACUCUCCAAGUAGUUAAGCGUUCUACCGGAGAUUGGGAGUUCAAUUACAAUGGCCAACAACUUGGUACGUGGACAAGCUCCAUAUUUUCAAAAAUGGGUGAAAGUGCUAGUCAAUUGCGAUUUGGAGGGGAGUGUUAUCAACCAGAAAUUCAAGAUGUAAGUCCUCAGAUGGGAAGUGGUGGUAGAUUUAGAAAAGGAAAGUAUGAUAGAACGGCUUAUAUGCGUCAAUUGAGUUAUACUGAUACUAUAUAUGGAGAUGCUGUUCUUGACGAUUCUAUGGUUCAGGUUCAAACAUCUAGAUGUUAUUAUGCAACCAAUGAAGGAUAUAAUUUUAAUGAUGAUUGGUAUGGAUACAACUUUAUGUAUGGAGGUAAGGGUGGCAAAGAUGGUGCAGAAUGUUUCGACGACAGCUUGUAA